Messenger RNA from Porites lobata, 22838 nucleotides. NCBI's taxonomy places the organism in Eukaryota, Metazoa, Cnidaria, Anthozoa, Scleractinia, Poritidae. The record is from the annotation of a GenBank genome assembly.
AUUGUUGUUUUCCAAGGAUGAGAAGUGGCAUGCAGUAUUGCAUGUUUUCAGUCUCUGGACGCCUGUCUCUGUAAAUACUAAGUUAAAAAUGUCUCAAGUAAUUUUAUACCUGUUGACUGAGCUUUCAAGAAAGCUUAAGCAACUGAUGUGCGGACCUGAUGCAAGAUCGGGUGUAAAACAAGAAGCUAAUGGAACCGAUGUUCUUGAUGGCACAGCUGACCCGGCAGCCGGCAAAAGAGAAGCAUUUGGGCGAUCUCGCCUUCCAACUAUGGUGAAUGUUGAUGGCUUUGGGCAGUGUAUUGCUGUUUUAACAAGCGGUGGAGAUGCACAGGGUAGGAAAAAAUAUCUUAUUCCUGCAGAUUUGUUGAAAGAUUUGUUUUCGAGCUCACAAAUUAAUUAAAAAUAUGAGCGUCGCUGCAUGUUUGGUCCAGUCAAUAUGCGACUGUUCAAGUGUACGUCCUCUUCAAAUAAACAGCAUUCUUUUAGCUCAUACUGACGGGAACACAGAGCACGGGGUAUUGGUUAUAACAAUUUAUUUCUUAUAUUUGAAUUUUGUGUUAUUGCCAUUUAAAUAAGUAAUGAUCAAGGAAGAAAGACUAAACAGCUUGUACCGGAAGGUUUGUUUAAUAAAAUUAUGACCUGCCACUUAGUUCCGAGUUCCUCUCAGUUGCUUUCGCUGUUUUGAAUUUCUCAUCACGAGAGAAUUAUUUUGGACUUUUUGACAUAAACGUUACGUUGUAUACGUCUGUUUUAAAGGGGCCGUUCCACAUUUUGCUUCUGUUGAUGCUAUUUAGCUCUAUUUGUUCAAACAUACGUUAGUUUAGUCUGUCUCAAUAAUGCAAAUUUAUGUGCAGUAUAUUUUUAGCUACAAAAUGUAACGUCACAAAUUAUCAAGCUACCUAAAAUAUUAAUAAAUUCAUGUCGAAACUUAAAACAUAGUUUAAAAUAUCACUUUUUGAGAUAUAAUGGUCAAAAUCUGUAUCAUAUAAGGAAAUCAAAUUCUAAUAUCAUCUGAUCAUAUUAUAAUCAGGUAUGAAUGCAGCUAUCAGAGCUGUGGUGCGAAUGGGACUUUACGCAGGAGCCAGAGUCUUCACUGUAUGGGAGGUAUGUGAAUUCUGAGGCUGGCCAGUUAUUCAAGCAUUGUCAAUGUCAUUAUCGAUAUCACCUGCACCAGCAUCAUCACAGAUAAGGGUGUGCUCCAGCAGUAGCUGGUAGCCCCAUGCACCUUACUUUUGCUUGUCAGUGACAAGGCAAUUCUAUUAUUAUUAUUUUUUCAAUCAAAUGCUGGGUACCCUGGGUUUCACAAGCUCAAAGCACAGUACUCUCUUCAAGUUUUCUUUGCAUUUAUUAAUACUCACUGUUGUCAUUGUCUUGUCAUAGCCAUCAUCAUCAUCACAUCACCAUCACCAUCAUCAUCAUCAUCAUCAUCAUCAUCAUCAUCAUCAUCAUCAUCAUCAUUAUGAUCAUCGCUGUUACCAUCAUGGUUAUAGUCAUUGUUAUUAUCAUCAUCACUGUCAUCAGGUGCUAUCACCAUGUCCAUCAUCAUCAUCAUCAUCAUCAUUAUCAUCAUCAUCAUCAUCUUCAUCAUAGUCGUCAUCAUUAUCAUCAACAUUGUCAUUGUUAUCAUCAUCAACAUGAUUAUCACUAUCACAGUUACAAUCAUUUUCACUAUUAUUAUGAUCAUGCCCGUCAUUACCAUAUGAUCAUGGCCAUCAUCACUGUCAUCAGGUGUCAUCACCAUGUCCAUUGUCAUCAUCAUCAUCAUCAUCAUCAUCAUCAUCAUCAUCAUCAUCAUCAUCAUUAUCCUCAUGAUUAUCACUAUCAUAGUUACAAUCAUUUUCACUAUUAUUAUGAUCAUGGCCAUCAUUACUGGUGACCAUACAGUACUACAUGUGUAGACCAUUAAAGCAUUCUCUCCCUGGAAACUUUUCUUUCGUUGGCUGAUGCCUUUAUGGCACCCUGACACGAAAAUAAAGUUGUCAAUUGUUUGUUGUUACCAGUUUGUACCUACCUACAACUGUAACCUACCAAUGUACAGAGUAAUCUUGUUGUUGUUUUAUAUAUCACAGGGAUACCAAGGUCUUGUUGAUGGCGGCGACAAUAUCAAGGAAGUUCAGUGGGAAGAAAUGUCUGGAAUUAUUGAAUUGGUAUGAAUCAGUCCAAGACUAAUUUAAAUUCCCCCUGGCAGUUUUAAUUAAUGAUGGCCAUUGUUAAAUACUUAACAUUGCCCUUUGUACCAAUAUUAUGGAGUGCCUGCGUCAACAAUCAAAUGUCAAAAUGCUUUGUUCUAAGCAACACUGUGCUUUCAAGUUUCAUGUGAUUAAUGGUCAAAACAUGUAUGAUCAGAUUAUGAGUGAUAAAAUGUCUAAACGCGUAAAUCAGAUUACGAGUGAUGGAAGAUGUCUAAACACGCGUGAUCAGAUUGUUUUAGGGGUGGCGAAUGGUAAAAUCCGAGACUCGCCGAGACGCUGAGAUCCUAGUUAGAAAUCCGAGCCCGAGGCUCUUUGGUAAAAAGUUUCGAGACUCAAAAAAAGUAAAAACAAACCAUGCCAAAACGAGACUUCGAGACUUCCGAGAUUUUGAGAUCCUGCCAAAAUUUUCCACGACCCACGUUUUUUGUGGUACCAUUCGCCACCCCUUGUUUUCUGUGUGCAUUCUAUUCAUUCUUAGUGGAAGUCCAAAUGAAGCUAGCUAUAUAAUAAGUGCUGUGCAUGUGAAUAGUAACCUGGAGAUAAGGAAUUCUCUUGUUGCUCAUAAUAGUCAUUGAUUUCUGGCAAUAAUAUUGUAUAAUGUCUACUUGCAGGGCUGUCAUUAAGAGGUGCGGGCUACGGUUUUUCCCUGGCUACUAUAAAUGUGGCCUCCAGCUUCUUUCAUAGGAAAAUGGAAAAAAAAACAACCAAAAGAAAUCCCUAGAAUUUUUGAUUCCUGGCCCACUUGUUGUAUUUACCCGGCAACUUGAAAUCUUAGUGACAUCCCUGUACUUGACUUAAAAUAAUAAAACACACAGUGCUCAACAAAAUAAUAUAUUUCCAUGUGGCAUCGAUGUUUUACAUUUCUAGGGUGGGACAGUGAUUGGCAGCGCCAGAUGCCAGGAUUUCAGAAACCGAUGGGGACGUCUGAAAGCGGCAAAAAACAUGGUAACAUUGGGAAUUACCAAUUUGGUAAGUGGAAGGAUGAUGUGUUUUAACUGAUGCACUAUUUUUUUGUCUGGUGCUUCAAAAGCAUGUUUAAUUUGUGAUUACUCCACAGUUCUAAGAUGUUGACUAUGAUUAUGGCAGUUGCAUGUGCACCAUGUGGGAUUAAGAUAAUUGAAUGCUUUUCAUGGAGGUUAGCCUCAAGAUCGAGUUUCCCAAUGUUGUUUAUACAGUCAAACUUGGUCACCCGUUAUGGAGAGGAUUGACAUGUCAAUAACUUGUUGCAACUAGUUAUUUGAUCUUUGGUAUACUGUGUAACAGCUAAAUCAGUAUGUAAUGCAUGAUCAUUUUUUUUUUCUAAUUUAGGUUGUCAUUGGAGGAGACGGUAGCUUAACAGGUGCUAAUUUGUUUAGGCAGGAGUGGCCAGAGCUUGUGAAAGAACUAGUGGACACUGGUAAUUUAUAUUAGUUACACAUAAAAUAAAUAAAACUAAUGAAAUAUUUCUUAUUUAGUUACAGAUGUAUGACCUAUCACUGGAGAUCAGUAUUUGGGAGCAAAUUUUGAAACACACAAAACAACAACUUAAACACAUUCACUGGGACAUUAAUAAUAAUCUUCAUCAUAAUUCAUCGGCUUUAUCCUCUUGACACAGUAACAUUCCAGAAACAUUUCUGGUGUUGGCAGGUUUCUUAAACCCAGAAGGUUAUUAAACUGGGGUGGGGGAGACUAAGUCAGUAAAUAUACAUCUGUUAAUUUUACUUGAUUUCAGCUGAUAAUUUUUAAUUUAUGAUCUUAAUUUUAUGUAUAAAUAAUAAUAAUAAUAAAUUAAUAAAUAAGUAUGAAUUAAUUUAUUGGACUUUUAUGAAUGACCUUCGCAGGUGCAGUUUCCAAAGAAGUAGCAAGCAAAAACAAUUCUCUCAACAUUGUUGGAAUGGUACGAUCUGAUUAUUUUUUACUUGCAAGUAUAUAAUUAUACUUCUGUAUAAAAUGUUCUCUUUUUUUGUUUUAAACUUAAACUAUUUUUUUACCAUCUGAUGACAUUCAACAUAAAUUGAACAAGAGGAAAUAAAAUUUAACCAAAGGUUAAAUCUUAAAGGCAACGGUAAAUUAACACUUAACUUCUAGUUGUAUAACUCAAUAAAUUGACUAAUUCAUAGUGCAAAUGAAAAGUACAGUUAAGCCCUGGUUUACAAACACCCACUUAAUACAGACACCUCAUUAUUGCGGACAGUUUGAACUGUCCCCAAGGAAAGAAAUCCCUUACAUCUUCUCUAAAUUCAACCCUGCUUAAGACGGACACCCUAUUAAAUACACUGGAUACUUUCUAUGGUCCACUCAAUUCGCAUAAUUUAGUAACAAGGCUUGACUGUAGUUAUAGUACUGUAUCAAUUUUAUGAUUAAAAUGUAGCAAUAUUAAUAAUAUUUAAAAUUGUGAUCAUGAUUUUUUUUUUCAAAAUUGAUUCGUGUAGGUUGGCUCCAUUGACAAUGAUUUCUGUGGCACGGACAUGACCAUUGGGGCUGAUACUGCUCUCCAUAGGAUCUUUGAGUCUGUUGACGCCAUCAUGACAACGGCGUCCAGGUUAGAACAAUGAAAGUUGUUUCAUGAUGGCAGACAUGUUAUUAAAGUUGAAAAUAUAUCCUUUGAGAUAUGUCACUUGACCUUGUCAAAGUGUUAGUAGGGAUGGAAAUUGAAAAUCAAGUCCUCUUCAUCAACUGUCUGUUGUAAAUUAAUACAGAUUUUUAUUGUUAUAAUAAGGAAUUAUUUCAGGUGUCGUUAUUAGAUUGAUUUUUGUUUCGUGUCAGAAAGUGUCAAAAUUAAUUAACACUUACAAUAUUAUUCUGCAUUUAUUUAAUAGUUAGUGACACAGUUUAGAAAAGUUCACUCAAGGGUGUCAAUUAAUGUAUGUUCAAAUACCGUCAAUCCUCUAUUAAGCCUCCCCUCUAAAAUAAGCCCCCUCCCUCUAAUAAGACCCCCCCCCCUAUUCAGGGAAGAAAGUUAAUAAGCCCCCUCUCUAUGAAUCCCCCCCCCCCCUUCUCCCCUGAUUAUUCUUUACUAAUAAAUGAGAGACUGUAUUAAUCAAUCACAACUGUAAAACUUUGUGUGGACUAUUCCAAGAUGGUUUAUUUACCAACUGGAAGUUCGGAUUUGAUACUAAUCCUUGGCUGUAUGACCUCCAACCUUCUUUUUCUUGAGCUUCUCUACUUUGUACUUUCUAGUUCUUUAUGGAGAACUGAUACCAUCAUCUUUUCUAAAGUAAAUGGGCUUGAAAUCAAUUAGCCCUCUAGGGAGACUUAAUAGAGGAUUUACGGUAUGUUAAAUAAAUUUAAAUGCAGUGGGACCUCAAUUUAACGAACCUCUAUACAACAAAGUCCUCGGAAUAACGAAAGCUACUCCUUGCGCCAGCAGUAGUAACAUAAAGGAAAAGAACCUAGAUAUAGCGAAAUCUCGUUAUAGCAAACAUAUUUUGUCAGGCUCUUGGGCCUUCAUUAAAUCGAGGUUCCAUUGUACAGUAUUUAUAUAAAACUCCCUUGUAAAAAUUUAUUAGCGAUCGCGCCGCGAUGACCGCGAUCGCGGCGCGAUUUAGAUUAAUCGCGCCCGCGAUAGCGACGCGGUGAUCGCGAUCGCGGCGAGGUUAUAGCGAUCGCGACGCGGUGAUCGCGAUCGCGGCGCGAUGAUUUUGAUCGCGGCGCGAUAUCAGCGAUCGCGAUGCAAUUGAAGUAAAUCGCGCUUGCAAUAGCGACGCGAUGAUCGCGAUCGCGGCGAAGUUAUAGCGAUCUCAACGCGAUGAUCGUGAUCGCGGGAAGAUGAUCGCGAUCGCGGCGCAAUUUUGGUGUGGGCAACCACGAUCUAUAAGGUCAAACGUUUUUUCCCCAACGCAGUGAGUGCUUUGCGGAGGUUUCUCGUGACAGAUGGUCAAAACACGCGUAAUCAGAUUAUGAGGUGUAGUCUGUCGAAACGUGCGUGAUCAAACUGUUCCAUUCAUUCCUAGUGGAACUCCAACCAAAUGCUGGCUACGUACAUGCGACUCAUGCGUAAUAACAACCUGGACACUAGGAUUGGGGGCUCCUCUUGUCACCUGUAACAAAUCCUAUAAAUUAUUCACUUUCAUGUUCUGUAAAUUAUUGUCACAUUAUACAUAUUUUUCUUUUCUUUUUUCAGCCACCAAAGAACAUUUGUACUGGAAGUUAUGGGCCGGCACUGUGGGUGAGUACAGUAUCUAAAUUUGCCAGUUUAAAUGUUUUAAAAAUAAUUAAUUCACUUCUUUUUCUAUCAAUUCCAGUUAUGUAUUUUGAAAAUCUGGCAUAAAAAUGUUGACAUUCUAACACUGUACCCUACACAGUUCCUCAUAUCUCCUGUAUGUUGGUUUAACCUUUUUUGUCUUCAAUCUUGCUUCUUUUUACAGUUAUCUGGCUCUUGUAACUGGAUUAGGAGUUGGAGCAGAUUAUGUAAGUGUAUGAUGCAAUAAUUACAUGUAGCACUUUAGUGCUUAGUAGUCGGGGUUCAAAAAAGUCCUGCUGGUCGUCCUGGACAAGUAGAUUUUCUUGCUGGGCAAGUAACUUUUUAAGAUUACUUAUGCCAAAUAGGUAAGAUUCCAGGCAAGUCCCUCUAGCAAAAUCUUAACUACAAUGUAAGACAUGCAAGAAGUGGUCUCAGGCAUGCUGUAAUUAAAGUUUUUGUAUGAGCUCUGAUUAAUGCUUAAAGUAAGUAUUCUGAUGAUUCAGACUACAACAGAUACAGGCCAGGCGGAGGUCACGGGUUCGAAUCCCGUUGAAGCCCUGAUUUUUUUUUCAGGCUUCUUCUUUCCAAUUGUUUAAAUUUGAAAAUUUACUGCGAUGAUCAUUCUUCACUUUCAGAUACAGGCCAGUUUUAAAUUAAUGUGUUUGUGCUGUGCAUUGCAGGUUUUUAUUCCCGAGUGGCCUGUUGCAGAGGGCUGGGAGGACAGGAUGUGUAACCAUCUUAGAAAGGUGAGCUCAUCAUUUUACAAACCUGAAAAUGCUAGUACCUUUUGAUAACUGUCUUAUUGCCUUGGCAAAAGUGAAGUCCAUCCACUAACACUACUUGAAGACCCUCGGAGAUAUAUGGAAGUCAGGUUAAAAUUAUGUAACCACAGCUGAUAAUUUCCUUUCCCAGCCCUAACUCAGGAUCAAUACGGCUAGGAGGCAAAGGAAGUUGGGUCAGUUCUUGCCACGCUGACUUCAUAAGCGUACUAUAAUAUCUUCUUUUGCAGUCCCAAUUCCAGAAACCUAGCCUAGCUGUUCAGUUCUCCACCCACUAACUGCAUAAUUAUAACCAGCGACUUGAAUUCUUAGGCUGUGUCCACGCUAUACUGGAUAUAGCUUUUGUGCCACUUAGGAAAUCGUGCCUGAUAGGGCUUUUGUUCACACACAAGAAUGAUGACAUUUUCGGCACAACAGGGACCUUAAGAUCUCGGCGACGGCAACGGGAACGCCACAAAAGCAAUAGGUUUAAUUUGCAAAACAACAAUUUUGCACGCGCAUCACGCUUUUUUGUACAUUUCUUGCCAUAACUGCACGACUACGACGUGAAAAUGCCUAAUUUCAACUAAUGUCCAGAGGAAGUACACAAGCGACGACGAAAUUUCCUCUCUCUUUAUGAACUUGGAUAUAGUUCUUACGAAUUCAACUGUAGGAGGGUUCGCCUACAUUUGACAAAGUUAGUGACUUAGAGUAAUCGCGAUGAAGAUUGAAAAGACGCGAAUUCACUUUUUCAGCUACGUUUUCUCUGCCGUCGCCGUCCUCGGAUCUUAAGGUCCCUAAUUUCUGUGACGGACCAAAGCUGUGCUACGUCAAUCUCAAAAGUGGAGCGUCACCGGCAUAUUGGACAGGCCUCGUGUCAAACUUUAGAGCAGUGUGGUCACCUAUUCGGACUGUUACAUGUAUUCAAAGUAGACAGACUGCAAAUUAUCUUAGUUGCUAAAAAAUAUAUAUCUACGUGUCGCAACUGUUCAUCAGUAGGAUGCCUAAAAUGCGUGCAAUUCCACAAUUGGUUUCGGCUCCAUUAAAUCCUAUACCAAUUGCAGAACAUUUUAGGAGGAGCCACCCACCAUGUGAGCACAGUCACGGACAAUGUACAAGUGAGGAAAAUAACGCAAAGUAAAAUUAAGACGUUAAUAAACGAACUAAAUGUACACGUCAAUUAAAUAAAUAAACAAAUAAUGCGCGCGCUCAAAAUAAAAUUGUACGCGCACACGUACCGAGAUACAUCUGAAAUACAACACUAUGCAAUAAAUAAGUAAUGUAAGGAUACGAUGGUGCAAUUUAAGCCUGGAUUGCUAAUCUCAUCUCCCGCAGGGCUGCACCAUACUUCUCGACGAUAAGACCAUGGCGAGUGAAGAAUUUAUUAAUUUAUGUUACUUACAUACAUGUGGUGACAAUUUGUCCAAACAUUUUGUCAAAAUCAUGGCCCUAGAUUGCGGUUGACGUGCAUUGCUCAGGCUCCCUAACAUCCUUUAGUGAUGAUCUUUUCUGUAUUGCAUGUAAGGUGAGGGACAGUGGUCGUCGCUUGUGCAUUGUUAUUGUAGCAGAAGGAGCUCAAGAUGAUGCUGGCAAUCCAGUCACGUCCUAUCAUAUCCGUGAGGUAAGAAGACUUGUCAUAACGAAACUCCCCAGUAAACUGUCUGCCAUCAUAAAGUUACGGUCGAACUCGUACCAACGGCCACCUUUCCAUAAUGGCCACCUCUCUACAAAGGCUACCUUUUUCGGUGGACAGUCCAUACACUGCACAUUGACUCUUGUUUAAACUCUCUACAGCGGCCCUUGUCAUCUUUAUAACAUCCACUUUCUUCUGUACCCAAGGUCGCUAUUGAAGUAGAGGUUCAACUGUUUUGACUACGCUCUUUUUUUUCUUAAAGAAUGUAUUUUAUAAGAAUAUCGAGGCUGAAAUUUGCAAAAUUUGUAGAAUAUCUUAAGAAUAAACCCGACGCUGAGAUUUCGAAAAGGAUGAUUAUUUUGAGCGAUGAAAAUCUAAGAAAUAUUUUUGUAACGUAGCCGUAUAAAACUAUUGCUUCCUCCCAUGGCAAAAAUGCCCAACAAAACGAAGAAACUUGCAUUGGUUAUAACCAAGUUUUCAUUACUAAUGACAGUUCAAAGCACUCGGAUGAAAUUCAGGCUGUUGAAGCUAAUGAUAUGAAAAUGGUUUUUUAUUCUCUUGUAAAUAAAACUCAUUUUCACAAGAACGGUUUUGUACUUCGGCUCGUUUUUUGAACUCGAAAAUGACUUAUUAUUUUUUCCCAUGAACCUGAAUUUCCCGUAACUCAACCCUUCUAUAUCAUUGUUGUUCAAGGUCGUUCUGGGUGCACAGAAAAACAAAAAAUGAAAGGUUUCAUCCUUCGAAUCACUUGAUGAUAUUACAGCGAUUAAGCAUCGCGUUUACGGCAAACAGCAACUAAAAAAGCAUGAAUUUGCACCACGUGACCAAGUGUCCCCUUUACUAAUCGUUUUCUGUUCAUUAUAACAACACGGCGAAAAUCGGUAGAUUCACGCCCAUUCUACCCAUAAGAAUUGUUUAAGCUGUUUCGCAUUUUGAAAUUUUCUCAACUUGAAUCUCACGUUUGUCGCUUGCCGUAAGCGCGAUGCUUGAUCCCUAUAUUAUGAUAUUAUAAUCAGAGUCUUUUCACUUCAACGUCCUCCUUAGCUAAUCAAAACAAGGCUUCAACAUGACACACGCGUAACCAUUCUGGGACAUGUUCAGAGGGGUGGAGCUCCAUCUGCAUUUGAUAGAAUCUUGGUGAGUGAAUGCUCCUUAAUUAAUUCUUCCUCAGUCUACGUUCAUACGGCAACGGACCAAUUUUUGAAAGUUUUUUGAAUGUCAGUUUUACUUAAGUAGACCCUGUUAUGUGUUCUUGCAUGAGUUGCACGAAUUUAUGUGGGGCCACUCACGCGCAUUACACAUGGCUUACAAAGUAUUAUGGGUUGUAUCCUUCCCACAAUGCUCUUGAGGUCCCACGUAGCUUUCACCUGUUAAUGCUCAGAAUUGAUUGCAGUUUCCUCUCUUUGUACUCUCUAUAGUCUUGUCGUAUGGGAGCUGAAGCUGCUCUAGCUGUCCUGGAUGCUUCAGCUAAGACUGCUCCUUGCGUUAUCUGUCUUGAUGGUAACAAGAUUACCAAGAGGCCGCUGAUGGAGUGCGUGGAAACGGUAACACUUUUUUUCAUGAAUAUAGAAUCAAAUUCUUCUUUGAUUUUCUAUGUUAAAGGAAGACGAAGAUUUGGUUUUAUCUUGUUAGAACUUGCGUUAAGUUUCUGGACAUCAUUUUUAAUGCAGACUCUUGCAGUAAAAGAAGCAACCAAGGCAAAAGAUUUUGAGAAAGUCGUGGGACUCAGAGGCAGGUACGUGCUGAAUGAUUACACCCAAUGUGAAAGGAUAUUUGCCUCUUUUCAUAUUGCCUAGUAGACUACGAGUAGUCCCCCAUUUUUCCUCAGGGAUAGUAGAGGGAGCGAAACGCGAGCGCCAGUGAAAAUCACCCCACGCGAGAAAGGCGAGACGCGUUGUUGCCUCUUCUCGCGUGGGGUGAUUUUCACGCGCGCUCGCGUUUGGCUCCCUCUACUAUCCCUGAGGAAAAAUGGGGACUACUCGUAGUCCAAUUGCCUAGUAUAAUACACCUUGUUUGCCCCCCUCCCCUCCCCCCUAAAAAAACGUAAGCAUUGACUGCAAUUUCUCUUUGGGUGACUGUAAUAUCCGGGAGAAAAUGGAAUGAAUUGGAAAUUCGCGGUGCAGGUUGAGGGGACAAGAAAAAGUCUCAACAAGAACGCUCUUAAAAGUGGUAAGUCUCGCUUGCCGCUUGGAGAUUAGCUAAGAAGUAAGGAGGCAAUUAAGUUUACUCGAAACAGGAUUUCCUCGCUAAGAGUAUUUCACGUCCUACUUCAUGGACGGUCGAGUAUCUUUCAGGAUAUUUACUUGACGAUUUGUUUCUGAACUGAUUGAGUAAGCUCUGGCCGCGGCUUACAUAAGACGCGACAGGAACCAUUUAUACAAGUACGAUUUACGUAAGACGCGAACUGUUCAUAUAAAUAGUUUUUUGGUGCCUUGCGUAAUUUGCAACAAUGGCUCGAGCGAGCAAAAGUGCGAAAUGAUUGACUUUGGUCAGGAUAAUCGCCAUAUUUUACAAUGUCUUUUUCGUUUCAAAUUAACAUUUCGGUCAAGAUUAGUGCUGGGCUGUUGCAAAACUUGCGCGGAAACCUCGAUGAAAAGUUCGGAAGCGAUCAAUCGAGCGGUUUGAUAGAGAUGUUCCAGGGAUCCAUAUGGAUGAGGUGGAGUUUAGACAAAUUGCCGGCUCUCUCGUGCAGCAGGUCAUUUUCCCGCCAAAUUGCGCGUCUCUCGGCCGGGAAGGUUUUAGCUAUAAUUUAUCCGAGUAUGCGCAGCAAUUGUUUACGGCCUCAGCACGCCGCGCACAACGUUUGAGUGCAUUAAUUUUAUUCGAACACUUUCGCGUCUAAGGUAAGCUGCGGCUUGGAUAGGCACAGCCCAAAACCCCUCGACCAGGAGAAGCCGCGGCUUAUGCUAGCCGUGGGUUGGAUAAGCCGUGAACGUUGCCGGUCAUUUUGUACAGUGUAUACGGGGUAUUCGCGUCUUAUGCAAGCUGCGGCUUAUUUUCUUUCGUACAAACGGCCCUAAUUUCGUUCGUUGUGCCGUACCCUUCGGUAACCCUUUUCACUCCCUCAAAGUGACCAAAUGAAAAAUUCGAUAGAAAAAUCUAAAUUUCAUUUUGUUAAAUGCUGAAUAAUAAGCAGUACCAUGUGGGAGUACUUCUCAGCAGCUUUCCUUUGAAUGGUCACAUCAUAGGAUUUUGUCCACAGACUCAAAAGUUAGAACCACCUUGAACAGCAUAAUAAACAGUACCACAGGAAAGUACUGCUCAGUAGCUUUCAUUUAAAUGACCACAUCAUAGAAUUUUGUCCAGAGACUCAAAAGUUAAAACUGUCACCUAACAAAACUCCCUCCUUCACUUUGAGAGUGAAACGGUUAAAACAACAUCUUAAAAAGGCAGAAUGUUUUAUUUGAUUUUGUUUUGUUUUAGAACAUUUAAAAGGAAUAUUGAAAUCUUCAAAGUGCUCCGAAAAGUACAGCCUCCCGUUUCCAGCCAGUGUGAUGUGUCGGGCGAGUGCAAAGUAAGUACUAACUGAAUAUCUCCUAUAAUUCUUACUUGGGAUUUAAGUAAUCAAUGUUGUACUAAAUUGAUACAAUAGAGAGUAGAAGUCGUUACGUCACGUUGCCAUGGUAGCAAAAGUCGAUCGCGAUUACUCGUGUUGGCAAAUUUUAUCUCUCGUUUGCCCCGUUAAAUACCACGUGACAUUGCUUUUAUCCCAUCCAUUCUUAAACGUGUGCAAGUAUGUUGGGUCUCAUGAAUAAGGUCUAUUCGUCGAAUCUUUACGACUCACAUAAAACGUCGUAUGAGGGAAUUUCACAUCGUAGUCGUGCAGUGACGGCAAAGAAAUGUACCAAAAGUGUGUUACGAUUGCAAAACUUUUGCAGUGCUUAAUAAAUAUAUUGCUUUUUUGACGUUCCUGUUGUCGUCGCAGUCGCUAAAGCUCCUUAAUGGAUAUCUCCGCCCAUAUCAAAGUGACUCGUAAAGCAAACGAUAGACUAAGCUAUGUUUUUAUUUGCAGUCCGGUUGUACCUUGGCGGUGAUUAACAUUGGAGCUCCGGCUGGCGGCAUGAGCACAGCAGUGAGGGCAUUUGUAAGGUUUUCUCUCUUCAAUGGUCAUUCCGUACUUGGCAUAAGGGAUGGGAUUGAUGGACUCUUCCAAGACAAGGUACUUUCAAAACUACUGAGUAACAGCCAAAGGGAGUGCGGGCGAGUUACAUUUUUGAAGGCCAAAACGCUCUUGUUAGACUUUCUUAAAGUCCUUAUUUUUCUAUUCCUGGUUGAUUUAGUUAUUUUAAAGGACUUUUCAUACCUGUUCGGCGCGAAAUUCAUCGGUGGAAAAUUCCACCGGUGACGUUCAUGACAAUUGACCAAUAGGAAAUUGAGUGAUAUUUGACCCCACAUCCUGACACAGCAUAAUUAUGUCAAUCAUUUUUUCCGGCGUGAAGUUACAAUACAUAACAUGAUUCAAAUCCAUCCAGGCAAAACAAGUCAAACGGUGGUUUUCGAAUGAGAUGAUGUCAUACAUCAUAAUGCUACUGGCAUUACGCAUGCAGAUGCUCUGUGAGGAGCUGGGCGACCUUGCAGCUCUCGGAAAACCCCAGGGGAUUGGUUGGGGAAAUAAUGAACAAACAAAGUUCACAAUGGAAACUGACCAGAAAACAAAAGAGCUGGUCUGUCAUCUGAGCCCGCGAGAUGGUCAUGUGAUAAUUGUCAGCGGAUGUCUGAUUUUGACAGCUGUCAAUCUAAUCGUACUCAUACGGGUGGCGCACAUAACUAGUGGUCCCAGUGAUUUUGUUACAAAUAGUUAUGGUGAGCCCAGGGACUCAUUUUGUGAAAAAUCAUGAGUCCCAGGGUCUAGAACCAAUGAGUCCCAGUUAAAAAACAACAACAACAACAACAACUAAUUCGAAAUUGAAAAUGCCUGGGCCUUUACGUAACCAGACAGUUAAUCUGAAGACAGACGCCAAAACUCUGUAUUACAGUAUAGUGAAAUGAAAAUAUUGUCCGCCUAUUUUAAAGCUCAAUAAAGGCUAAAAGAAAUAAUGCAUCGUUAAACAACAGCCAUAAUAACUGCCACAAAAAAAUUUACGCAAACAGGAUGUCUCUACAAAACACAUUGAUCGAUCGAUCUUUGCGUCCUACGGGUUCCAUGCCACGGAUUUUGCGUCCUUAAGAAUUUUUAUGCGUCAGGGACGCAGGAAGCAGAGGUAACAAAAUCACUGUGGUCUAAUUAAAUCAGAGGUUCUGAAGAGCUGCAAGGAGUAUUUCCAUCGUUUCAGCGUUUUCAUGUGGCGAUGGCGACGUUUUCAAGAAUAUCAGGAUACGUUUAGACGGGACCUUAUCUAAACGCUUUCUUUUGUCGCAAUAAAUGUACUGAGCUCCUGGUCACGUGAGUGAACACGCUCUAUAUUGGAUUUCUGUCUUGUUCGUUAGGUCGAGACGCUAGGAUGGCUGCAUGUAGAAGGCUGGACCGGUAUGGGCGGAUCCAAGUUAGGCACUACCAGGUAUUAUAGAAAAAUAUGAAGUAAGCCAAGUCAGAUACCAUUAGUUCAACAUUGUGGCAAAUCCUUGUCACUCUGAUGAAGAGCAACAACAUAGCAGACGAUGCAAUGGCUUUUGUUCCUCUUUGUCAGCGUAGAUGACAAAGAUCCCGUCCACACGUCUCCGGUUUGUUUGAAAACGAAACAUCCGACGGUAGGUCAAACUGAUGGAAACAUCUCCGUUGUCAAACAAAAACUGAUACGUGUGGACAGGGCCAAAACCCUCUCUCUUAUUACACCGCUCAUGGGAGGUAUGAUGUACGAGGUGUUGUCUCAGGAUGGAUUUCCACUGUUGCGUAAUUUUUACGUUGGCACGCACGUAAAUUUUACGCGCGUAAAUUAAAUAGGGGCAAUGUAUGAAAGGGCGCGCGUUGAGCGCGUUGAGCGCGUUGAGCGAGGUUAAACUUUUACUAUUACGCGUGACUUUCCAUACAUUGCCUCUAUUUUAUUUACGCGCGUAAAAUUUACAUGCGUGCGCACGUAAAAAUUACGCGACAGUGGAAAGCCAUCCUAAUGCAGCACCCCCUGCAAUGUUUCUUGCAACACGAAAGAGAUUUUUUAUUUGUUUCAGCAUAUCUGAAGUCAUGCAAGAAGUAUAACUUGAUUCUACUUGGUGGAUCGUUUACUGCAAUUAAAACAUUGCGAGACCUAGUCAUUUAUGGCGUAUUACACCAGCAACGUGUCACACAACGUGUCACGCAACGUGUCACGCAACUUGUCAUGCAACUUGUCAUGCAACUUGUAAAUCGCCGGACGGGUUGCAAUUCACUGAAAAUGUCAAGUGCGACAGGGCAGUUUCUUUCUUGUCAAUUUAGCACUACAUUACCUUAACGAACAAGGAAACAACGGCUAAAACCUUGUCUUGCAAAAUUUGACACUGAUAAACUGAAUUGCAAACCUAUUUUAGCUACAACUAAAAACAGAGAUAUCGUUUAAUCGUACAUUUGAUUUUAGUAAUUCUUAUUUUUCUCGUAACUGUUUUAUGCACGACGCCACCAGCAAUGCUGAUCUUCUUAUCGUGUUAAUCUAUUAAUCUUUAACCCUUAUAUCAAACUUUAAAUUCUCAUCAGUUGCCCCUAUAUAUCUCCUUUAGAGGAAAGAGGGAAAAUUUUUGAAAAUAUCAAGCAAAUUCACCUUGUGUGAUGAUGACCCUUAUUCUCUUGACCACUCUAUUUUAUGAAGCAUUGAGAUUAAUAGGAGAAAUUUGAGGCUGAUCACUCUUAGCUUAUAUCCCUGGCUGCGCCUUUUGUACCCUCUUCGUUGUACCUCUAUUACGUAUAUUAGAUAAGUCUGUUAAAUAAAGUACAUCCUUUUUGCAGAACUUUGCCUUCGAAAGACUUAAAGAAAGUUGCAGAUCAGUUGUCCAAGUACAAUAUUCAGGGCUUGCUAAUCGUGGGAGGCUUUGAGGUGAUGCUUGUUCUUUAGACCCCCCUUCAUACUCCGUCGUUUUUUAGAUCUUUUUCAACAUCUUCCCAGUAUUUACAGAGGUGUUUCAGUCACAUGGUAUAGCUACUUAAUAAUGAUGAUGAUGAUAAUAAUAAUGAUGAUGCUGACGACGACGACAACGACGAUGAUGAUGACGAAGAUGACGAUGAUGACGAAGGUGACGAAGAUGACGAAGAUGACGAUGAUGAUGACGAAGAUGGCGAUGACGAUGAUGACGAUUAUGACAAUCAUCAAUGUCAUCAUUGGUGUCUACGUCUUUUAAGUGUUAAUGGUUACUUAACCUGUAGCUCCUUUUUUUAGGCAUACCACAGUCUUUUGGAACUAGCUGAGGCACGUAAUAAAUUCCCAGCAUUUCGUAUCCCAAUGGUCAUCAUUCCUGCUACAAUCAGUAACAAUGUUCCGGGUACAGACCUUAGUCUUGGUACAGACACUGCUCUGAAUGUCAUCACGGAGGUAACCUUAACUUCUUUGUGUUACUGUGCCCAAUAAAUGUCAAUUCCCCGUGUUAAGCCCUCCUAGUAUCAUUAAAUCGAAAAACCGUUUUACAAACAGGAGAACGUAUCAAAUUUUCUUUCUCCUUUUAAUCUGGAAUGCGGUUUGUAAGGCCCGGUAUGGUCUGAACACCUAUCCGACAUGUGACUCUCCACUGUAGAGACUGGCGCGGCGCGACGCGGCGCAGCUUCAUUCCGUUACAUAAAUCGCGCCGACAUCAUCGUUAUUAUGUGUGAAAAUUCGGCUUGGUGAACCUGGCCUAAGGAUCAGAAUCUAAGAGAAUUACGGCUACAUUUAACCCACAUUUGACAAAUUUAGUUUGUUAGAGUUAAUCACAUUGAAGUUCCAAAGAACGCGCUUUCAGUACUUGUAGGUCGUGUGCAUUAUAUUUUGAUCAUCAUACGAGUUACCUAGAUUCUGUUCUGUACUGCGAUGUAAAGUACUCACUGAAGCCAAUCGCAACAGGCCCUUCAUUUUCUUUAACAUUUUCCAACGUGGUAUUAAUUUCAAAUGAAGGAUGACCCUCGCGGUUGUGAACGCAAUUUUGCAAUUGCGUAAGAAACCUGCCAUAAAUUCAGGUCUUCAACGGGAUUUAAACCCGUGACCCUCGAUUUAUUUCGUAACAUCUAUCAUGUUAUUAAGUUAUUUGAAUUCGUGUUUGGUUCCCCCUUUGCAGAUGUGUGAUCGUAUCAAGCAGUCGGCUAGCAGCGCCACUAGGCGAGUGUUUGUCGUGGAGUGUAUGGGAGGCUACUGUGGUUACCUAGCAACCAUGAGCGCGCUUGCCGGGGGCGCAGAUGCUGCCUAUGUGUACGAGGAAACACUAACACUUGAUCACUUGAAGGUUUGUGCGCAUGCUCUUGACAUUGCUUAUCGAAUCUUUUCAUUAGCAUGUCGCCCGUAAGGCAAAUAGACGUAAUAUGGAAAUGCUAAGAUGUGAUGACAGCAGUGUGGCAUACAUCAACUUCUAUCCCCGGUACACUUCUUUGCACAUUGGCAAAAAUUGGGUUUUAUUCGGCCAGAACAAAAGCCUGUUCCUGCGGGACAAUGCGGGAAGUCUCGAGAGGGCAAGACAGGCCAUUUUUUUCCUUUCAGGUAGCCGAUCAGAACGCGGUAUUUGUUUCAUUUUGUUCGUUUGCGCAGCCAGCUUUGUAAAAAACAUGAAUAUUGCUACUAACUCAUAUCUUGAGAUACGAUAACAACAGUAAGGGCCUGUUUACAUGGAGGCGGGGGACCCCAGAUAGAGGUGGUGGUGGGUCACCUCACCUAUCAUGUUCACGCGAUCAAAUUAAAAUGAGAAAUUAUAUGGACAGGCGGGUUACCUCACCUACCUGGGGUCCCCUACCUCCAUGUAAAUAAGCUCUAAAGCGUGUAUCAGUUCCCAUCGCUGGUACAGCUCUAUACAGCUGGCCAGAUGUGGGCAGUUUUAAAAGCACUGUAUAGCAGGAACUUUUCUCAUGGAUUGAAUUACGCGGGCCUAAGACAGACCUACUUACAUGAUAGUUUGCCUUAAUCUUUAGCUUAAUUUGUACGAUUUUUCCUUUAAACAGACCAACAUCGAGCACUUGAUAAACAAGAUGAGAGGCUCGAUACGACGAGGACUGGUAAUAAGGUAAUAAGACGUUUUGUAUACUUCUUCGUGCCUGAGCAUCCAUUAUUAUUAAUUUUGCCUCAGUCAGGGAACGUAAGACGCUCCGCCUGUUAUCAAUCACGGAAAAGAAAAAAACCAGCGAGGUUUUGUACUCAGCCGGUUUCUAUCAAUUCACGGAUUUUCCGUAGUAGUUUACGAGUUCUCUACGAGGUUUUCCCAAUUUUCCGAAGUUUUUCCGACUGCAGUCGUAGCCAUUAAGUCGUUGUCCAUGUAGUAAGUCCGUAAGCCAACUUCUUCAGGAAUCCCAAGACAGAGGCAAAAAAAUAGGCCCGGUUGUUGUUGCGGCUGCUUUAGCGGUCAAAAAAUGCUUUGGGCGAUAAAUUUGAACGGCAGAAGUAUUUUAAUGAUAAACUAAAUGAGAUUUGGACUAUCAGCUUCAAAAUAUUAGGAAGCGAAAUCGAUGUAAGAGCACAUUUAUAUUGCAUCUCACUUUGCAGGCGAGAUUAUUAUUAUUAUUAUCAUUAUUAUUGUUAUUAUUAGUUGGCUUUAUCUGCAUGUGUUCUUUAAAUGCAGCGAAAUGCAUUUAACGUCGGCUUUUUACCGUCGAAACCCUGCUUAUUUUCCUGAAAUCGUACCUUAAAUUCAUAUUACGACAGAAUUUCCACUGGAAAACGCCUGAAAAAGUAUAAGUUAUUAUGGCUUCGUGGCGUGUCUGUUUCCUUCCUUUUAUUGUAUUAAUUUAAAAUUUGACGUGUCAUUAAUUUUGAACCGCUUAUCUUUCUUUGGAACAGAAGCGAAAAUUGCAGUGAGAAUUACACCACGGAUUUCAUUGCCGCGUUAUAUCGGGAAGAAGGAAAAGGACUCUUCACUGUUCGAACCAACGUGUUAGGUCACGUGCAACAGGUAGGAUAUGAAGCGCUGGGUCACGCGCAGUCGAAUGAUUUAAAUAGUGGGUCACAGGUUACGAGAAAAUUCAGUAGUAGGUCAGUUACAAACACGACUGACCCAAGAUUUUUCUUCUCGCGUUGUCGGUCCUUUAAGGCUUCGUUCUCACGUAUCUAGAUAUCUUUUGAUUAUUUUUUUUAUAGAAAAGGCCCAAUAUAAGUUUUAAAUGUUGUUGCUGACAACGGAAAUUUUUCUCUCCGUACCACGUGAGGUUGGACAGCAGCUUGCAAAGAUUCACGGGAGCAAUUUCGACCAAUCACGAUUGAGGAAACCCAUCUUGCUGUAGACCGUGAGAUGAAUAUUCAAAACAUUGUGUACCUCAAUUAUUUCGUAUUUUUUCCUCGUUUUCCGUCAUCGAUUCGUCAAGAAAUUCUUCUAGUGUUUUACCUGGACCCUCUGAUUGUAUUAUUUCGCUGGCCACUUACUUUGAGAUAUAACCCCCAAGGAGAACAAACCGUAUGGAAAAAAAUCUGUAUCAACGGACUACGUUGCCACUUGUCUUCCCCAGGGAGGAUCGCCAUCACCUUUUGACAGAAUCCAAGGCACUAGACAGGCCACAUUAGCUGUGAACUGGCUCGUAGAAAAGAUCGAACAAAGUAGGACAUUUGAAGGUACGUUUGGUCUCAACACGUUAUCGUUCUCCAGUUGACUAAGUUUGAACUUUCGGCGUUGUUAUUUUAAAGAUAAGCACUGGAAUCGACGAAAAUGCGCUUUCUUUCGCUUUAUUUCUGAUCUACUUUCCCAGGUCCUUCAGACCACUCUACUUUUAUAUUAUGUGUUCGACUGUGCGUUUCAAUCUCUGAAAAGGGCAUUCUUGCAAACAUCAUCGCAAACUUCAAUUUCGUUGCCAACUUGAUCAGCUUGUACACUGUAAGUCGCUGAGUUCGUCAAAUGAGGGCGAAUGUUCCUAAGGUUAAAUUGAUGGUGAACACCUUGAAGUUCAAAUGUUUGCAAAGUUUUAAAAAAAUCGCGUUAAUACUAUCAAAGGCACCAUACCCUCUGGAAAAUUGAAGCCUUGUCAGUCGCAUAACGCUUGAAGAAACGUAGACUACGAGCAGUCUCUUUUUCUUCAGAAUUACUGAGGGGAAUGCACGCGCGCCCAAGCGAGAAUAGCCUGUUCCAAGCGUUCAGAUAGUGGAGAGCGGUGCGAAGUAAAGAAAGCGAUGAAAAGUAGUCACCUCUCCUCCUCCCUCGCUUUUAUUUUUUGGCGCUCCUUUUUACUUCGCACCGCUCCCCACUAUCUGAACGCCUGGAACAGGCUAAAGCGAGAAACGAAGGCGGCACUCUCCCGUCUCCCGCCUUUAGUCACGCGCGUGGUCAUCUUCGGGUCUUGAGCGUUUCGUUCGACGGACUAAGAAAAAAGGGAGACUGCUCGUGGUCUAAGAGAAGUGAUAUAGCACAACCAGGGGCACUCAAAGACCGUUUCCUCCUAAAUAUAUUGAAAGCUCUUUUUAAGCUAUUCAGAGUACUUUUAGAGCUCUAGAAGUGUAUUCCAAGCGGCGCUUUAAAAUUUGUAUCUGUUCGGUCAUCCAAGGGCAACUUGAGUCUUUUCGAACUUACAAAGGCUUCUCUAUUAUUUUCCCGAAAAAUUAAGAUGCAAUUUUACGAGAUUACGAAAGUGAGAAUUUUUCUGUUUCCUCUCUCCAUCACAUUUUAGAAUCUAAAAAUUUAAGGUUUCCCUUUUUCUACGAAAAACAGCCUAACCAGGGGGGUGAAAUGUAAAAAAUUAAACUUCAGAAAAUCGUAAGGAGUUUAUUACAGCUUCGAAAAUUGUACAUAAUUGGAACGGUCAUCUGGAAGUUUUUACUCGUCCUCAAGUCAUAGAAAAUUCUAGGAAAUAUUUGCUUCUCCGAACAGAUAUUUUAAAGAAAACAGUCAUUGGGUGCCCCUGAGUCAACUACGUCCCUUAAUGAAGGCAAUUGAAUGUUACAAUGAAGCGAAUUCAAAAUGAAAGAAUUUUAGCUGAAAACAAAUGGCGCUACUCUUGUUUCAGGGAAAAUUGAGACUUCUUCUCCAGACACAGCCUGCCUCUUAGGCAUCAAGAAGGCUGAAAACCCUUUCACACCUGUACAGGAGCUCAAACUAGUCACAGACUUCAAGUAAGUUUUACCUCUUUAGUUUUGCCGGGUUUUAAUGUAGGUAGAUGCAUUUAAGCAUCUUGCAUGUGUAGAGCGGUUAGCGGAAGCAGAAUGCUAGCAGCUUGACUAAGCAGAUUGGUGUAGAUUGGCGGAUUCUCUCUUGUAUGCAUGUUUAUUGCGGGCGACAAAUGGAGCCCGCAAUCUUAAUCUCCAGGUUGCUAUUACGCAUGCGUGACACGUGUGUAGCCAGCUUUGGUUUGGACUUCCAUUAAAAAAUGUUGCAGCAAAUUGAAACAAUGUCGCAUCUCAAUGAUUCAACGCUGUGUUGGGCUAAAAAUCGUCGUUGCGAAUCUUCUCGUGUAACAUCACCUUAAAGAUUUAAUGAAAAGCAUAGAACCAAGAGCCAUUGCCCGAUUAUGAUCUCUUGAUAAAACGCAAUCAGAUCACGUGCAUUUGGACCUUCUAUCACUUAAGCAACGCACGGUGUUGGAGUAAGAGCGCUUCGUCGAUCUCGCCCGCUUCCCCUAACCUUUGGUUACUACAGUUAUAAUUAUUUUUUUUGUAGACAUCGUCUUCCCAAAGAUCAGUGGUGGGUCGAUCUUCGUUCUCUUCAGAAGAUCCUGGCCAAGUAUCACCAACAGUUUGAGUACCAUCGGGAGAACGAUUCGCCUUGACAUGUGAUAAUAGACUGUUGAACUCGUGAAAUCUACUGAUAGUACAUGUGAUCAACCAUGAUAGAGAACCACGUGAUUUUUGCUUUCAAAGCAUGGAGUUCAAUGAAAUAGAGGCGUUGUUGGAAGUCUGUGUAAUUGGCUCUAUGUACAGAACGUACUGAACAUAAAGCGCGAUUAAUACGGAGUCGACGCAAAACAACCAGUCUUUUACGAGAUGGGUUUAAGCAACCGCGACGGCAACUACCCGGCCAAGAUGUCAUGAUAUUCUUCCGCUUUUGUGACGUACGGAGGAAAGCAGACACAGCGGUUAUGUGCGUUGUAUAAGUCGAUAUAAGGGACUGUUUCACAGCAGUUUAGUUCAUUUUGCCAUUUUCUGCUCUAAGGUUGCGUUCGAUUGGGAAAUCUGGAUUUAGAUUUUGAAAUCCGGAUUUGCGAUUUUGCAAUCGAACGCGAAAUCCGAAAACGGAUUUCACUUUCUAGAAAUCCGUCCUCAGGGUGGAUUUCAAUUAAGGAAUCCAAAUCCGGAUUUCGUGGAUUUCCUUCUUUACCGUACGAUUAGGAAAUGCGAAAAGGAAUUCUCUUGAACAGUGGUCUUAUUUUGCUAAUUAUGCUUGCGCGUGCAAGACCUCUGUUCUUAAGAACAGUUUUUCAAAUCCUUUUUCGAAUUUCCAAAAAAAAAAAACGGAAAGAAAGGAAAUCCAAGAACAGAUAUCUCAGCGUUGAAAUCCGUUUUCGGAUUUCGCGUUCGAUUGCAAAUCCGAAAUCCGUAUUUUAAAAUCUAAAUCCAGAUUUCCCAAUCGAACGCACCCUAAAAGUUUGUGGAGGACACGGACUCUCGAUGGAUAUGCAACCAACUCUCGCCUUGCGGACACCCCGCUAAAACGGACAACCCGAUAACACGGACAGCAGCUAAAUCCCCGGCGAAAACAAAUUAGAGACGUUUGAGUGAAAUAAACUGCCGCUAUUACAGACUCUCGCUAAUGAGGACGCUAAUUCGAGGUCCCUACAGUGUCCGCUAUUAAGAGAGUUGACCGUAUAAGAUCUAUUUUCUUCUGCAAAUUUUUAGUCUUCCGUAACGGUUUGCACACUGAACAGCUUACUAACAUAAGACUUAUUAAACAAAUUAAAGUUAAGUAAAGUAUUCUUUUAGUGCUUUCUUCUUAAUGCGCUCCCUUUAGCCUUGCAGUCCUAGUUGCUUAAACGUCAUAAGAGAUACCCGGAAUCAAAAGAAAAAACAUUAAAGAGUAUAAUAUUGUUACUGUAUGUGAUGAACGCUAGAAAUAAACAAACAAACAAAAAAAGGGUCCAACAAUAAAGUGUUGUCCAAGAGAACGAG